Molecule: messenger RNA, 1188 nt
Organism: Fusarium tjaetaba
Lineage: Eukaryota; Fungi; Ascomycota; Sordariomycetes; Hypocreales; Nectriaceae
Product: fatty-acid amide hydrolase
Exons: 2
Coding region: 1-1188 (395 amino acids)
Source: RefSeq, a predicted model, not a curated record
AUGACCACAAGCCUACAACCUCGCCAUGGGAAAGAUUGCCGUACUGACAAGGCAUACUACGAAUGUAGUUACUUCGACUUUGAGUUCAAAGGCUGCUGCUCUCACGAUCCAUGCAUCAGGCCUCGUGGCUGUCGCGACGACGAAUCUUCAGACCACGGUUCGUGGCUGACUCGCGGCAUGUCAGACACCGAGAGCGGUGCUUCAGAGGCCGCUGUUAUUGAGAGCGCCAUAGAUGUGAGGUCUGCUGUUGGGAGCAUUUUCACUGCGAGCUUUCCUUCAGAUGACUCUGACACCGAAAGCACUCUCGUGACUCGAAGACGACCCUCUUCGCAUACCAGCAUGGGCGACGAUACUGAAAACGAUGCUUCCCCUCGUAGACAUUCACACUCGAAGACCAUGACAGACUCGGGUACUACUCGUACAAUCCCUAAUUCGAUUCGAAUUACGGUGACCAAGAAUACGGUUAUAUUCACCAGCAAGCUGCCUUCCAGCAGCACAUCCAUUGAAUCAAUCACCGAGACCACAGUCGAUACAAUCCCAACCUCCUCCUUCCAGAGUACGCCAGCCCAGAGCCCUGCUGAGACAGAUGCCUCAAGCCUUUCAGCAGAUGAUAGCGGCACUGGAGGUCCUUCCAUUGGCCUCAUUGUGGGAGGCGUAGUUGGGGGUGUUGUGGCUCUAGCUCUUAUAGUUCUUGUUGUGAUUAUUCUUCGUCGCCGCAAAGAUACCGACGAGCAACUUGACAGUGCUGACAUGCCCUACAACAACUUUGAUGAGAAGGAGGAAAAGAGCUACCUCAGUCGGAUGUUGUCACGCAGCACCAACAAGGGAGGCACCGAUCCGUUCGCGCCAUUUGGAGGCCGUAUCGACAGAGUAGACGACCCCCUCCGCCCACCCCAUGGCACUUUUGAGAUGGACGCCACAGAAAACGUUGUCCAUGAGCUUCCAACAGCUACUUUCAGCGACGCCCAAGGAAAUGGGUCUCAAACAGGAGGUCAUGCGGCUGCCGGCCAGCCAGACCGUCCUUUCCAAAAUGGACCUGCUGCAGCACCUGAAUAUCCCCCAGCAACUAUGUAUCCUGUUGACCCUCGGGCCAACCUCAACGCCACUCUUGAAGAUCGCCAACAAAAACACUUUGUCAACCACUGGAACCAGUAUAAAUCCCUGGGAGAGGAUACGAAUCAAGGGUAA